AUGGGCAAGCACCGUGUGGCGCUGGUGUCAGAUUUUUUCUUUCCGGGAUUUGGCGGAGUGGAGGUGCACAUCUACAACGUUGCACAGUGCCUGAUGCGAAGGGGGCACAAAGUGGUUGUGAUAACGAGGGCAUACGGCGAUAGAUGUGGUGUGCGGUACUUUACAAACGGCAUGAAGGUGUAUUACUUGCCGUUGUUGGCGGUGAAGCUCCCUCCCGGGUCAGUGACUCUCCCUACGUGGUUUUUAAGCUUUCCUUUGCUGAGGUCGGUAUUUAUUCGUGAACGGAUUACUGUCGUUCAUGGGCAUCAAACUACAUCGAAUCUAUGUCACGAGGCUCUCUUUCACGCUGGCACGUUGGAAUUAAAGACUUGUUUUACGGACCAUUCGCUUUUUGGUUUUGCGGAUGCUGCUUCAAUUCAUAUUAACAAGGUAUUGGAAUGGAGCUUGCGCAACGUGGAUCAGGUAAUAUGUGUGAGUAAUACUUCGAAGGAGAACACAGUUCUUCGAGCGAGAAUAGAACCGGAGCGGGUCAGCGUGAUUCCCAAUGCGACCGAUACUUCAGUCUUCACUCCUCCAGAAGAUAUGAAAUACAAGUCUUGGGCCUCGAAGGUAGACAAGGAGGGCCUAACAAUUGUAGUCAUCGCGCGUCUUGUGUACCGUAAAGGUUCGGAUCUGUUUGUUGAUGUUAUCCCUGAGAUAUGCAAAAGACACCCCGAAAUAAAGUGGAUUAUUGGUGGUGAUGGUCCUCGUAAAUCACAGAUUCAGCAGAUGAUAGAACGUCACAACUUGAUGGACCGAGUGAAAAUGCUAGGCCCACUUACGCACUCUGAGGUACGGAGCGUGUUAAACCAGGGACAGAUUUUUUUGAAUUGCAGCUUGACUGAGGCGUUCUGUAUUGCAUUAAUUGAGGCAGCAUCAUGCGGCAUGCUAGGUGUGUCAACACGUGUGGGGGGCGUCCCUGAGGUACUGCCACCCCACAUGUUGCUGCUAGCAGAACCUGACCCAGCCUCCAUCACGGCAGCGCUAGAAGAGGCCAUUGUCCGCGUUCCUUAUUUGUCCCCAUGGGAAAUACACGAGAGUGUUAGGCGGUUUUACAGCUGGGAUUGGGUAGCAGAACGCACAGAGCGAGUGUAUGAUAGAAUUGUUAGCACAACGACACCAUCAAUGUAUGAACGUUUGAUGAAGUACGCAUCAGUCGGCUUGUUGUAUGGAAUGAUAUGUUGGCUUCUCUGUGCUAUCGAUUGGAUACUUUGCAGAUUUUUGGACUACUGGUUUCCGGAAGAUAUGAUUGACGUGGCUCCUGACUUCCCCCUUGAGUUGUAUACCAGAAACCGGGAGAAGCUCAACGCCCUUGAAAAGGGCGUUUGA
Messenger RNA from Trypanosoma rangeli, 1368 nucleotides. RefSeq names its product UDP-GlcNAc:PI a1-6 GlcNAc-transferase. Gene Ontology annotation, molecular function: phosphatidylinositol N-acetylglucosaminyltransferase activity. The record is from RefSeq and is a predicted model, not a curated record. Gene Ontology annotation, biological process: GPI anchor biosynthetic process. The transcript has a single exon. Gene Ontology annotation, cellular component: glycosylphosphatidylinositol-N-acetylglucosaminyltransferase (GPI-GnT) complex. The coding region runs from base 1 to 1368 and encodes 455 amino acids. Lineage: Eukaryota; Euglenozoa; Kinetoplastea; Trypanosomatida; Trypanosomatidae.